Messenger RNA from Labeo rohita (rohu), 2587 nucleotides. RefSeq names its product myeloid leukemia factor 1 (gene mlf1). Gene Ontology annotation, cellular component: nucleus; cytoplasm. Gene Ontology annotation, biological process: regulation of DNA-templated transcription. The coding region runs from base 65 to 844 and encodes 259 amino acids. Lineage: Eukaryota; Metazoa; Chordata; Actinopteri; Cypriniformes; Cyprinidae. The transcript is spliced from 7 exons. The record is from RefSeq and is a predicted model, not a curated record.
GUUUCGAUAGUAACUGCAGCGCGUCCUUCCAGAAGAGCCGAGCGGAGACCGUCAGCGCAGCAACAUGUUCAACAGCCUCCUCAGACAGUUCGAAGACGACCCCUUCUUUGCCGACCCAUUCCAGCUGCAUCAUGAUCGCAUGCGGCAGAUGAUGAGGGGUUUCUCUGACCCCUUCGGUCAGGGCUUCAUGCCCAGCAUCACAGACGGCCGUCACAGGGCUGCGGCUCAACCCAACGCCAGCCCGAAUGUCCGCAGUGACCGGGAACUUGAUUUCUUUAGUAGUCCUUUCUCAAUGAUGAACAGCAUGAGGAACAGGAUGGAGGCGAUGCAUAGCAAUUUUGAGAACAUGGCGUCAGACAACAGUCACUCGUUUUCCUCUUCCUCUGUCAUGACGUACUCUAAAGUGGGAGACGAGCCCCCGAAAGUCUUCCAGGCCUCGUCUCAGAUGCGCUGCGCUCCUGGAGGAAUAAAGGAGACCAGGAGGAGUCUGAAGGACUCUGAGAGCGGACUCGAGAAGAUGUCCAUCGGCCAUCACAUCCAGGACAGAGGCCACGUCAUCGAGAGGAAAGAGAACAGGAAAACCGGAGAGAAGGAGCUCAACCAGGACUUCCAGAACAUGGAUGAAACGGAGGCCCAGUCCUUUGAUGAGGAGUGGCAACGAGAGGUGUCCAGAUUCCAUACUUCUGCACCCAUGGCCCGCCUGGAAGCACCGAGACACAGAACGGUUCACCGAGCGGCCAUCACAGGACCACAAGACACACACAGAGACGACAAAGCGGCCGCAGCGAAUCAAACCCAUUACAAUGAACUCAACAUUAAAGGCUCCGGCAGGAAAAAGCACUAAAGCUCAAUCACAAUAAAACACUCUUGACAGGCAACAACUCACUGAUGGUUCUUACUACAGUUACCUUGAAUCGGCCAGUGACUUUCUUACGCCUGUUUCACACCACAAACUUGAGCAGCAGCAAAAAACUUUGCCAUUGAACACAUUUCUGCCACACUCUGUACAGAGAACUCAUGUGUAGGUCACUAUGGUGAGUAUUUCUUUUACUAAAAACCAUUAGUUUUGAACUGGUUAUCACUAGUGUGUCACUAAUAAGCAUUAGAUGUGGUCUGUUAAAUUCGGUAAGCCUUGCCCCCCUUAGUUACUGUUGCUAACUCGGACAAACAAACAGAGUUGCCAGCUGUCAGCGUGAAACCCUUGUCCCAAGAUGUUUUUGAUAAAUUGUGGACACAGAUGGACCACCUCUCGUCGAAGAGGGACUUAAAUAUGCCAUGGAGGGAUACACUAAAGAUUUAAAAUAAAUAAGAUGGGUAACAAGAUUAAUUUGGAAGCGAGGGUUACGGCUCACAACGUAAGCGGGAGAAGCUUCAUGUUAGUGAUCAUGAUCGAUCAACACUGUUCAUGUACCACAAAUUAAAUUACAUGUAACCAGUUUAAUAUGGAGAGGCACUAAAAUGCAGACCUGUUACAAGUACCUCAGGCACAUCGUUUUACCACUUUUGUACCAAUAGAGUUUUGGAUCUUCCAGUGUUUCUCUAUAUACUAAAACCUAAAGAUGUCCGAGUUCCUGCGCAACUGAUACUCAACUGUCAUUGGCUCAUCAGCACUUGAUGAGACAGGCUUACCGACAGGUCAUUUGUGUACUAUGCACUUCCAUAUUUCCAUAUCAUCACCUGUAGUACACUGUAGUUUUUCCAUAUCACACGCUGGACUACAAAUAUAUGCUUAUUCUGUGCAAUUUCUGCUUUUCCAAGUCAAAUCAUAUUGAUUUAAUCUGUCAUCAAUGCACUGUCACUUUAAGUGUGUGUGAUCAGCUGCAGAAAUGCUUUAAUCUUCUGUUAACACGGCCGCUGAAAAACACAUGCGCUGCUCUCGCCUGCGGUGUGAAACAGGCCUCACAUCCGUAAGAAAAUUACAUUAUUUUCCCUGAGAGUUUCACUGUUAAUGUGUUUUCAAAUCCUCAGUCCUUGUUUUUUUUUUGUUUUGUAUUGUUUUGUUUUCCAGAUAUGUUCAAAUCAAAUGUAACAACACAAAUGCUGUCAGUUCUGUGAUGCAGCUGUUCUUAACCCUGGUCUUAGACGAUUCUGAAUGUCUCCUUUAUCUCACACUCUCAUUUCAGGUCUUAUCAGUCUGUACUAAUGAGUUGAAUCAGCUGUGUUUGAUUAGGGAGAUGUACAGAAUAUGCAGUGUUCAGAUUCAGCGGGUUCGGCGCUGCUUUUGUGAUCUGAAGGAGCAUUGACAUCAGACUUAACUAGGUUGCAGGAGCAGAGUCGUGAUCUGCCGCUGUAAUGCACUUAUUGAUGUUGUUCAUUCUGGAGUCAUCAUCAUAAACCCUCUGAAAACCUUGCUCUGUAAACAUUUGUAAAAUAAAAACAUGCAUGAAAGUAGACUUUUUAUAUGAAUGUUUCUCAUUUAGUGUUCGAGAAACACAACUGUGAUGUUGUUGUCCAGCCACACUUCACUUUUUCGCUUUUCAAAAGGUGUAUUUUUGGAAAAUAAACAUUGAAUGUGUAGAGUCGAAAUAAAAUAGUAUCACAAUCCACACUUUUAAUAUUGCAAAUAAUAAAGUUUUUGUUGAUCUUU